This is a messenger RNA of Ylistrum balloti, 1314 nucleotides long. RefSeq names its product mucin-2-like. NCBI's taxonomy places the organism in Eukaryota, Metazoa, Mollusca, Bivalvia, Pectinida, Pectinidae. Bases 1 to 1314 code for a protein of 437 amino acids. The record is from RefSeq and is a predicted model, not a curated record. The transcript is spliced from 10 exons.
AUGUUGAUUUGGAUUUCGACAUUAGUUCUGACCUUUUUUGUUUUAUCCGAUGGCCAUCAAAGAAGAUUUCUGUUCGGCCCACAAGGUGGCACAUCUCUAGAACACGUUUUGCCUGAUGAGUGUAUCUAUUUGUCAGAGUUUGAAGAUGCUCUCGCAAUAGCAAAUCGAUGGAUCAAGAGUGGAGAGUAUUUGUAUUCAGAACUUCUAAGGAUACGAAUCAGAGAGCUGAGACAUAUCCCUCUUGAUAAUGUUGAAGGCGGGUACAGAUAUCUCCUUCAACAAUGGAAAGGAAACCAAACCACAGAGUUCCACGAGGCUAUUAUGAGCAUUGAAUACACCAACCAAUUCCACCAUACCGUGUGUCUGAACAUGAUGGAAUAUCUCCUCAACACUUUUUUAAAACAACACCAAGGAAACGUUUGUGCACAAUACCUUCGCUUGCCAAAUAGGGAACUUGGUCCAGAUCCUGUCCAAUGUUCUCCUGUUCAAAUAUCUAUUACCUCAAAGAUACCUAUGCCGACCUCCACAGUGACUACAACAACUAAAGCACCUAUUGCAACAACAACAAUGCUAGCAACAACGCCAACGACCACUUCGGAACUAACAACGACUAUCCAUUCGCAGCCAACGACAACCAAAGCACAAGUAACGACCACACUAGUACCAACAACGACCACACUAAAACCAACAACGACCACACUAAAACCAACAACGACCACACUAAAACCCACAACGACCACACUAAAACCAACGACUACUAAAACACCAACAACGACCACACUAAAACCAACAACGACCACACUAAAACCAACAACGACCACACUAAAACCAACGACUACUAAAACACCCACAACUACUACUCCAAAACCAACAACGACUACUAAAACACCAACAACGACCAUCCUAAAACCAACAACGACUACACCAACACCUACAACCACAUCAUCUUCAGAAACAACAAAGCAAACUUCAAUGGCCACGACAAAGAAUCCAAAUCUUUCGUGUGCUGUUUGUACCGGCUUGGAUUGUAAAAAUAACAACACGGAUCUGAACCACUGUGCUAGCCCUACUCAGUAUUGUCUUGUUCGGAUCCAAGACAGUCCAGGUUCACGAAAAGUUGUUCGCAGGUGUGUAGACAGGAUGUUUUGUGAACAAGAUUGGCAGGAUAAUGGCGGCUACAAGUCAUUUUGUUUCAUGGUUGACGAUGGUGCGUUCGGAUUUGAUUAUGAAUGUAACUUCUGCUGUGUAACAAACAAUUGUAAUAUAGGCCCGAAUUUGAUCCCAGAGCAGACAUCUCUCUACCAAGGUUCCUAG